Truncatella angustata is the source of this 1868-nucleotide messenger RNA. RefSeq names its product putative C2H2 finger domain protein. NCBI's taxonomy places the organism in Eukaryota, Fungi, Ascomycota, Sordariomycetes, Amphisphaeriales, Sporocadaceae. Gene Ontology annotation, molecular function: RNA polymerase II cis-regulatory region sequence-specific DNA binding; DNA-binding transcription factor activity, RNA polymerase II-specific. The coding region runs from base 420 to 1565 and encodes 381 amino acids. The record is from RefSeq and is a predicted model, not a curated record. Gene Ontology annotation, cellular component: nucleus. The transcript is spliced from 2 exons. Gene Ontology annotation, biological process: regulation of transcription by RNA polymerase II.
GCUUGCUUGUUUUACUGUAGUAUCUUGCGUUUUGGACUGACCACUCCACAGUCACGAACGGUGGUUUUUGCCCGCUACCCGUUGUCCAAAACACUGGUCAGCCUUGACCCAAUAGCCCCACAACCUCGCCGAUCGCCAGCGGCUGUCAGCUCUCCAGCAGUACAGAGUAGCGUAGCAUUCCCCAAACCCCCAAACCCCCAAACUGCAUUCGGAAAAUCGACCCCCUUACGAUAGAGAUAGAUAGCAGAAGGGCAUACGGCGCAGCUUGCAGCACUUGCCAUUGCUAGGUUUAUUCUGUUGUCGCAGAUCUGGCAGUCUUGUUGUAGUCUUCGGCAAUCGGCGCCCCUGCUCAGCUCAACGAGGACCUCAUCUCUUACAUCCAUCAAUCGCCAAAUCCCCUUUCAUUCAGCACUAUCAAGAUGGUGCUGCUCUCAGAAUCUUCGUCAGAGAUAAGCUCUCUGUCGUCCGACUCGCCAGAGCCAGAAAACGAGUACGACUCCCCGGCCGUCGAUGAGCCCGCUCUGCCCCCCUCCAAGCGCCAGAAGAUUCGUGAUGACUCGCGCGCCUCGUCCUCAGUACAUGUCGACCCGGAGCCAGCAGAAACGGAACACGACCUGGAGCUAGACGGCGACAUCUCUACCGACACGUCAGGCGACGUGCCCAACUCGCCCAUCAACGCCAAGCUCGACGAGGAGGAGGCACAGGAGCAGGUGACGGUUUGCGCCUGGGACGGCUGCGACGCUGGCGACCAGGGCAAUAUGGACAGGCUCGUCGACCACAUCCACGCCGACCACAUCGAGAGCCGGCAGAAGAAGUACACAUGCGAGUGGAUUGGCUGUACGCGGAAGAGCAUGCCGCAUGCCAGCGGCUAUGCCUUGAAGGCGCAUAUGCGCAGUCACACCCGCGAGAAGCCUUUUUAUUGUUACUUGCCUGAAUGUGACCGCGCCUUUACGAGAUCAGACGCGCUAGCCAAGCACAUGCGGACAGUCCACGAGACGGAGGCCCUUCGGCCCAGCGACCCGGUACCCAAAUCACUGCAGCACGAACGGGCUGACAAGGCCAAGCAGAACAGCAGACUCAAGAUCGUGCUCAAGAAGCCCGAGUCGCACCAGGACGAUUCCAUGGACGACGGUGCCGAAGGCGAGGAGCUCAGCGCAGACUUCUUCACACAGCUCACAGAACAGCACGGCUUCUCAGGCAAGGAGCUCCAGAUCGGUCAGGCGGACAUUGAGUCGCUAUGGCGACUAUGCGUCGCAAAUGCAAAAUGGGCCGGUGAAGAGGGCACCACCUUGCGUGAGCAGUGCAAGGAGCUGGAGGAGCUCUACCGACAGGAGUGGCUGGAGAAAGAGGUCUUGCUCGAACAAAUAGAGAGUGUCGAGAUCGACUGGUGGACCCGGCGCCAUGCAGUCCUCAGCGGCGCCGCAGACAUUCAGGUUAGCACUGCCGCAAAGCCCAGGGCCUCCGUACCUCGCGAUGGUGAUCCUGACGAAACCGACCCGGAGGACAACGAUGUCGGCACCGAAACUGACUUGGCCAAGAGCACCGAAGUCGUUGCCGCGGACUAAGAAUGUACCACCAGCCGGCGCGUAGCAGGAUUGAAGAGUCAUUUAUUCCUUCAUCAAUAGGCAAAAGAGGAUGGCCGCGUCUGAUUCUGUAGCGAGGCACUUGCGUGUACUUCAGUAAAUGAGCGUCUAAUCGGAACUCAAUGUCGCCAGGGAGUUUGAAUUCAGGGGGCACAAGGCGUUUAGGGGAGGUUGGGCACGACCUCGAGUAAAUUAGAUACCAAAAGCCAUGCUACAACAUCAAGUAGCAAUAUUGCACGGGGCAGUCGUUCGGCCCCAGAGCUCAAACAAGUCAUAUAUAAUAGG